AUGGAAAGUUUUGCCCUCUGCUACUGCACUUCGGAUGCUCGUCAGAAGCAACGUCGCUUCAUCAACAAAGCUUUGAGAUUGCCCAAGAAUAUGUCGAUCCGAGUCUUCUGGAACAGACUACUUUUCAUGUUCCGAUGCUACCAACAUCUCCCUGGAACUGGUACAACACCAACACCAGAACAUCGACGUGAAAUCUUGAUCCAAUGUCUACCUACAAGUGUCGAGAAUGAUAUGACGAGAGGUGACUACCGUUGGGACGAUCCUAACAAAACAGACAUCGAUCUUAUCAACUAUUUGACUCGUCUCCAAACAAUUGGUUUCUCGGAAACAAGGUCCAUUCCAACAAAAACAACAGUUACGAAGAAAAAGCCGGAACACAGCAAUUUCAAAAAAGACCGUAAAAACGGCCCAAACAAAAAGAAAAUUUGUGACUACUGCACCAAGAAGAAAGGUUUCACAUUCUAUGGUCACACGGAAGACCAAUGCAACAACAAGAAGAAAGAUCUUGCUAACAACAAAGAAGAAAAACACAACAUUGAGCCGAUGGAUGUAGAAAACGAGAACGCCGUGACUACUCAUUUCGGCUUUUCUAUGUCGAAGAAAGAAAUCUCCAAAAAAAAGUUCAACGAAGGCGAUUCCAACGCUAAGGAAAUGGCCUCACUAUGUGACGAAGAGCUCACCGAGUUCCUAAAUAUCGACGACAACGACGACGACGACGUUAAACUAGUUAUGGAAAAACCGAUUCCUAAAAAGAAACGAAAUCCUAAGUCUCCUAAGAAGACCAAGAAGGACGCAAAGGAACAAGCCCUUGCCAAGGCUGACAACGUAAGUCAACUGUUCGCAAUUUUAAAUGCCAAAACAAGAAAUCCAAAACUCACUGACAACCGCUCUAUCUCCGAUCUUACUACGACAGUAAAGGUCACAAUUAAGAGUAGUGAGAGUAACAAAAUUAAAGUGUUACAUGUAUUGAUUCUUGACACUGGCUGCUCCAAAACAAUCAUCAAACAAAAUGUCAUUCCAGACUCAAUGUAUAGCAAAAAUCAUGUAGCAAAAGAGACAAUUUGGUCGACCAACGCUGGUACUUUUACAACCAAGUCUAAACGUAACGUCACAUUCUGUAUUCCAGAGUUCACCUCAAGUCGUGAAAUAACCUUCCCAAUGCAUGUGGACGAAAGUUCAUACUCUAGCUACGACAUGAUCAUUGGACGUGAUCUACAAAACUCACUAGGCAUUGACAUCCUUUGGUCCAAACAAUCGCUAAUGUGGGACGGAAUCUCAGUUCCCAUGAAAGGUUACACAGAACGUUCUGAUGAAAGUGAAGACAAACUUCAAAACAUGUUUGAAGAGAUCAUGGAAAUAGAACAAGAAGAAGAACUAUUUGGCGCGUCUAAACUUCUGGACGCUAAAUACGAAAAGGCAGAUAUUAACGCGGACGUUGAACAAAUGAAUCAUUUAUCAGCGCACGAGAAAACCGCGUUGAAAAGUUUGCUCUAUAAAUAUGAAGAAUUAUUUGACGGCACUUUAGGCACGUGGAACAUUCCGCCAGUUGACUUCAAACUGAAACCAGGAAGUAAACCAUUCCACGCAAAACCUAUGCCGAUUCCACUCAUACAUAGAGACACGAUCCGCAAAGAAAUUGAUCGUUUAGUUCGCAUUGGCGUUCUCAAGAAGGACACGUCCAGCGAAUGGAGCGCUCCUUCAUUUAUUGUCCCCAAAGCAAACGGACAAUGCCGUCUUGUCACGGACUUUCAAGUCUUAAACUCAAUGCUCCAAAAACGAGUAUACCCACUUCCGAAAAUUUCCGAUUUACUUACGGAUAUCAGCGGAUUUACUUAUGCCUCCGCCAUUGACUUGAACAUGGGAUAUUGGAACGUCCGUAUUACUCCCGAGUCAUCUAAGCUCUGUACUAUCAUCUUACCCUGGGGCAAAUAUAGUUACCAAAAACUGCCCAUGGGCGCAAUGCCCUCAGCUUACAUUUUUCAAGAAGCUAUGAAUCGCCUCAUGGAAGGCCUCGGCGACGUCUUAUCGUACUUAGACGACGUCCUCUGUGUCACCAAAGGUGACUUCGAAGACCACCUUCAACGGCUAGAAAUAUGUCUCCAACGGCUCCACAAAGCCGGCCUUAAGGUUAAUUUACCCAAAUCUGAGUUCGCAACUCAACAAUUCAAAUACUUAGGCUACUUGGUUUCACGCCAAGGCAUUCGCCCUCUUGCUUUGAAAGUGGAAGCGAUUCAGCGGUUGAAACCCCCAAAAACUUUGAAACAAUUACGCUCAUUCCUUGGCAUGCUCAAUUAUUACUGUGAUAUGUGGGAAAAGCGCUCACAUAUGUUAGCUCCAUUUACUGAACUAAUCAAAUCAAGCAAAAAAGGACGUCCAUUAAUAUGGAAACUAGAACACACAGAAGCGUUCGAACAUGUGAAACGAGUGAUUGCAAAAGACACUAUGCUUGCAUUCCCUGAUUUCUCCAAACCUUUCACAAUACACACUGAUGCUAGCGACUUCCAGCUUGGUGGAGUGAUUUCCCAAGAAGGAAAACCUAUUGCUUUCUAUAGCAGAAAAUUAAAUCCUGCGCAAAGAAACUACACAAUGGGAGAACGCGAAAUGUUGUCAAUCGUUGAAACAUUACGCGAAUACCGCAACAUCUUGCUUGGUCGCGAAAUUAUAGGAUAUACCAACCACAAAAAUCAUACAGACCCAAAAACCAUUUCUCAAUCCCCAAGAAUCCAACGAUGGAGAUGGAUCAUUGAAGAAUUCGGGCCAGACAUAAGACAUAUCGAUGGAUCUGCCAAUGCGGUCGCCGAUUGCUUAAGUCGUAUGGACGCAGACUUCACGACGAAAUAUGACGAAUUCGACGAAGUCCAACUAGCUGAAAGGUUCGACAUGGACUCGCUGGAAGGUUAUAAGGCGGAGAAAUAUCAAUUCCCCCUCGACACCGGUCUAAUCGCAGAGUAUCAAAAGAAAGAUAAAACUCUAAUGCGACAUUUACAAAACCAUCCAGAAUACUUUUCCAAAGAGGUGCAUGGCACCGAAAUAAUCUUAUUCCACAAAAAGAUUUAUGUUCCUAAGCCACUACGACAGCAUGUUCUACAGUGGUAUCAUGACAUGUUACAGCACCCUGGCGUAACACGAACUGAGCGAACCAUUCGCCAACACCUAACUUGGCCAGGUCUACGACACGACGUCGAGACUCACGUGAAGCAUUGCCGCAAAUGCCAACUAUGUAAAAAUCCAAAACUUAAAUACGGCAAACUGCCAGUAAAAGAAUUUACCUAUAAGCCUUGGAACACCAUUUGUGUCGAUCUUAUCGGUCCUUACACAGUAUCUACAAAAGACGGAAAAGAUAUCAAACUACACGCCAUGACGAUUUGUGAUCCAGCGACUGGAUGGUUCGAAAUUGUAGAAAUUGAUGACAAAAAGUCACUUACUACAUCAACAAUGCUCGACCGCGUAUGGUUCUCACGAUAUCCAAGACCUCAAGAAUGA
Cylindrotheca closterium is the source of this 3483-nucleotide messenger RNA. Lineage: Eukaryota; Bacillariophyta; Bacillariophyceae; Bacillariales; Bacillariaceae. The record is from the annotation of a GenBank genome assembly.